CUUUCUUGUCGGAGAGGGUCUAACAUCACUGUACCACUAGAUAUGAUGAUCUCCAGACUGCCUUGAAAUAAGGUGCCAUCCUGACCUCCAAACUGCUGGCUGCCACAAUGUCCAACAUUAUAGUUGAGCAUCAGUAUUCUCAUAGACUGAAAUUGACUGUGGUGAGAGCUGAAAAUGUAACUAAAGGAGCAUUUGGGGAUUUAUUGGACACCCCGGACCCUUAUGUUGAGCUGUCAGUGCCAACCACACCAGAGUCAAGAAAACGAACCCGCCACAUUAACAAUGACAUUAACCCCAAGUGGAACGAAACCUUUGAGUUCAUAUUGGAUCCCAAUCAAUCCAAUGUUUUAGAGGUGACACUGAUGGAUGCCAAUUAUGUCAUGGAUGAAACUCUUGGCACAGCAAAAUAUUCCCUCUCAAAACUCAAAGUGGCACAAAUGGAGCAUGUGACCCUCUCUAUCGGCAAGACAACCAAAGUGUUCCUCGACUUGCUCUUGGAAGUUUGCGCAUCCACAGACCUGCGCUUCAGCAUGACACUGUGUGAUCAAGAGAAGCUGUUCAUGCAGACACGCAGAGACAGGGUCAUGCUCAGCAUAAAGAAGCUUCUUAAAAUGGAAAACCCUCGUUUCCUUCCAUCCUCACCAAGAGAGGUUCCCACCAUCGCUAUUCUGGGCUCUGGAGGAGGUUUUCGUGCAAUGGUGGGCUUUUCUGGUGUGAUGAAGGCUUUGUAUGAAUCUGGCGUGUUUGACUGUGCAACAUAUGUGGCAGGACUUUCAGGAUCAACAUGGUAUAUGUCUAUGCUGUACUCUCAUCCAGAGUUUCCUGCUAAAGGCCCAGGCGACAUUAAUAAAGAGCUCAUGAACAGAGUCAGUAAUAACCCACUCAAACUGCUCCUGCCCCAAAACAUCAACCGCUACGUCAAAGCACUGUGGAAGAAGAAAUCUGCUGGACAGCCGGUCACCUUCACUGAUAUCUUCGGGAUGUUGAUAGGAGAGACGCUUAUUCCAGGGAGAAUGGACAUUAAGCUGAGUUCAUUGAAAGGGAAAAUUAAUGAAGGUCAGAGCCCUCUUCCUCUCUUCACCUGUCUGCACGUCAAACCUGACGUCUCUGAGCUCAUGUUUGCAGAUUGGGUGGAGUUCAGCCCUUAUGAAAUUGGCAUGGCCAAAUAUGGCACCUUCAUGUCUCCUGGGCUGUUUGGCAGCAAAUUCUUCAUGGGAAGUGUUGUGAAACAAUAUGAGGAAAACCCCUUACAUUUCCUGAUGGGUGUGUGGGGAAGUGCUUUUUCCAUCCUCUUUAACCGGGUUUUGGGUGUGAAGGAGACGACCAGCAGUAGCACUAUGGAGGAGGAGCUGGAGCAAAUUAAACCAGAGCACAUUGUGGGUGACGAUUCUGCUGAUAACGAGGAGGAAACUCAAAGAGGAGGCACAGAGUCUGCAGAUGCAGAGGACGAGCGCCAGCGUCAUGCCCAGGCCAGCUGGGUACAGCGCAUGUUGACCUCCAUCAUGGGCGACACCACUCUGUUCACCACUCGUGAGGGCCGCGCAGGCAAAGUGCACAACUUCAUGCUGGGACUGAACCUGAACUCAACCCUGCCCUUCUCUCCCUUCAGCGGCAUCACACACCAGACCUCGCUGGAGGAGGAAGUGGACGCUGUUACUGAUCCGGAUGAGUUUGAGCGAAUCUAUGAGCCUCUGGAUGUGAAGAGCAAGAAAAUCCAUGUGGUGGACAGUGGCUUGACCUUUAACCUGCCCUACCCUCUCAUUCUGCGGUGUCAGAGAGGAGUCGACCUGAUUAUUUCAUUCGACUUCUCAGCCCGACCCAGUGACUCCAGCCCACCGUUCAAAGAGUUACUGCUGGCUGAAAAAUGGGCCCGUAUGAAUAAGCUGCCCUUCCCGAAGAUUGAUUCGAAAGUAUUCGACAGAGAGGGUCUAAAAGAGUGCUAUGUGUUCAAGCCUGCUAAAGGAGACAAGAACUGCCCCACCAUCAUUCAUUUUGUCUUGGCCAACAUCAACUUCCGGAAUUUUAAAGCCCCUGGAGUUCCUCGAGAUUCAGACAAGGACAUAGAGUUUGGUGACUUUGACAUAUUUGACGAGCCAGCCUCCCCUUACUCCACUUUCAACUUCAAAUACAACAACCAGGCCUUCAAGAGACUUCAUGACCUCAUGGAGUUCAAUACGCUUAACAACAUCGAGGUUAUCAAAGAAGCCAUUAAAGACAGCAUUCUGCUGAGACGAGAGAACCCAGCGCGAUGUUCGGUUUCCCUUUCGCUCAGUGAAAUCGAAAACAAGAAGUUCCUGAAACGAGACAACAGCAUUGCAAAACGACCCACCUAACAGACAGCUAUGCAAAAAGCUACACAAAAGUGUGAGACUGCAUUGGUCCAUUGGUGCGGAUAUUGAAUCAGUGAGCAGAUUCAUCAGACAAGGCUGGAUUGACCUUAUUACAGGAUCAUUGUAUGCUGCAUUCUUGAAUUCUUUCAUCUCCUACUUGAAAAUAACCACAGGAACACUUGAGGUGAGAUGUCGGGUUCACAACCACCAGAGGUCCAUUGUCCAAAAAAGUCAAUUACUAGAAGUUGUUAUUCCAAUACU
Danio rerio (zebrafish) is the source of this 2591-nucleotide messenger RNA. It is a transcript of the gene pla2g4aa, whose product is annotated as phospholipase A2, group IVAa (cytosolic, calcium-dependent). Gene Ontology annotation, cellular component: cytoplasmic vesicle; cytoplasm. NCBI's taxonomy places the organism in Eukaryota, Metazoa, Chordata, Actinopteri, Cypriniformes, Danionidae. The record is from RefSeq and is marked provisional. Gene Ontology annotation, molecular function: glycerophospholipase activity; A2-type glycerophospholipase activity; hydrolase activity. Gene Ontology annotation, biological process: phospholipid catabolic process; lipid catabolic process.